Triticum turgidum subsp. durum (durum wheat) is the source of this 1311-nucleotide messenger RNA. Lineage: Eukaryota; Viridiplantae; Streptophyta; Magnoliopsida; Poales; Poaceae. The record is from the annotation of a GenBank genome assembly.
AUGGCCUCCGACCUCGGGCAACCGUCGCCGGCGAAACGCCCGCCGACGGCGCCCACCACGAUUACCGCUAUCGGCGAAGACCUCCUUUGCGAGAUCUUCCUCCUCCUUCCCUCCCUCCCGAGCCUCGUCCGCGCCGCCCUCGCCUGCCGCACCUUCCUCCACGCCGUCCGUUCGUCCCCCGCCUUCCGCCGCCGAUUCCGGGCACUCCACCCGCCGCAGAUCCUUGGCUUCUUUUGCGACCCGGGCCGCGAAGCCGUCCCUCCCUUCGUCCCCCUCCGCAGCCGCUCCGACCCGGACAUCGCCGCCGCCGUCCGCGGCGCCGAUUUCCUCCUCACCCGGAUCCCAGAAGACAGCGGCGAUUCCACCCUCGGGUGGGAGCUGCAGAGCUUCCACGGCGGCUACGUCGUCCUCGUCAACAACGCCACCGACCAGAUCGCUGCCUACAACCCCCUCACGCAGGCACUGCAUCUCAUCCCCCACCCACCCGAAGAUAUCAUCUUCUCCAUCUCCCCUGAGUUCCACAUCCUCUUGUCGGAAGAGGACCAGAGGGUGUUCCGUAUGGUCUGUGUCCAACACCAGGACACGCCGAGCCUCGCCGUCUUCUCAACCGCGACCAGGGAGUGGCAGGUUUUGCCGUGGGUGGAGACCCCGCCACAACCUGAAGGCGACAUCCGCUUGUUCUACCAUGGCACGCAGCUGAAUGGAUUUGUUUACUGGAAACACGCGAGCCAAGCCUAUGUGCUCGCUCUCAACACCGCGACAAUGCAAUUCUCUAGAGUGAACUUGCCGCAUUUCUUGGCAGAGAUAGAUCAUAUGCUGUUUAGGCUUGGUCAGACCAAGGAUGGGAAGCUCUGUAUGGUUGCAGCAGAUGACUCUGACCCAAAGAUAGGAACGCUUGUUGUUCGUGUCUGGGGAGCCGAUGAUGACGGUGUUGAGAAGUGGAUGCUGGAAGAUACUUUUUCACUGAGUAAAUUUGUUGAUGUCACCAAGUCUUCAACAGAGUAUGAUACCACGGUGCAGAUUGAGGCAUUCGUCGAUGGCUUUCUGUACCUCUGUAUUAAGUAUGGUGAGCAUACCGAGUCUCUGGUAUCCCUCUGCCUGGAAACAGGAAAGCUAAACAAGAUAUUUGAUGAUACAUAUACAAGCCCUGCUCAUCCCUACAUCAUGUCAUGGCCUCCUUCUUUGGUUUGCAACAAGGAGGAUUCACAAACCAAGAUUACUGGAGGCAGUGUUGAGGACGCUGGUUCUGUGGGCACAAAAGAAACUCCCUCUGUUUUAGUCACAGCGCCACAAUCGCACAAAAUUGAUUGA